AUGGCGAAGGGAACAGAUCCUCCUCUUCCCCCUCGAAUUGACGUUCAUUCGCACUUCUUACCUCCCGAUUACCAUGAUGCCCUCAUGGCCAACGGUCAUGAAAAGGUCGAUGGAAUGCCAGAGAUCCCACCUUGGUCAACUGAAGCUCAUCUGGAAAUGAUGGCAAUCAACAAUGUUUCUAAAUCCAUAUUGAGCAUCUCGUCUCCAGGAACGCACAUAGUCCCUGGGAAAGAUCAACUUGGCCAAGACCUAACAAGACAUUGCAACUCCUAUGCCGCAAGGCUGAAAAGAGAGUAUCCGGACAAAUUUGGUUUUUGGGCUGCGUUGCCACUACCAGACGUCGAUGCUGCCCUCAAGGAAAUCGAUAUCGCGGUGGCCGAGGGGGCAGACGGAUUCGGAAUGAUGACGAAUUAUCAUGGUCAUUAUCUUGGUAGUCCUCGGCUGGAUCCCAUAUUCCAGAGGCUGAACGAGCUCGAAGCAAUCGUCUUCAUGCAUCCCACAAAACCAUGCAUUCACCACCCCAACUCCUCUGCAACGACAGAUGCCCUGCCUUUUGGAAGCGAAUACCCUGUGCCAAUCUUCGAGUUCUUCUUCGACACGGCACGGGCAGUUGUAAACCUAUUUUACAGCGGCACAGUGGAGAAGUACUCCAAGAUCACCUUCAUCAUUCCCCAUGUUGGUGGUAGCAUGCCGCCUCUGUUUUCUCGUUUCAUAAGGUUCGGGCACGUUGUGCCCGGUGUAAAACCUCUAAACCACAGCCUUGUGCGUUCCCAAAUCCGCGACCAGUUCUAUUUUGACCUUGCUGGCACGAUCUUCGAUGGAUCAGAAGGGAGUCUAGGUCAGUUGAAGGCAUUUGUGGAAGGCUAUGAAAUCAGUCAUAAGCAGUUGUUGUAUGGCAGUGACUUCCCCUUCACGAGAACACCGUUCGUCAAGGAAUUCGCUGAUAGGAUGGCGUUCGGACUGCAAGGUUUGUUCAGCGAGGAAGAGCAGGCGGAAAUAUACGAACAAAACGUGAAGAAACUAUUGAGCAGAAAGGACAUGAGGAAGAUAGGCUCUUGA
Aaosphaeria arxii CBS 175.79 is the source of this 1059-nucleotide messenger RNA. Its product is annotated as amidohydrolase 2. Bases 1 to 1059 code for a protein of 352 amino acids. The transcript has a single exon. Gene Ontology annotation, biological process: secondary metabolic process. NCBI's taxonomy places the organism in Eukaryota, Fungi, Ascomycota, Dothideomycetes, Pleosporales. The record is from RefSeq and is a predicted model, not a curated record. Gene Ontology annotation, cellular component: cytosol; cytoplasm. Gene Ontology annotation, molecular function: carboxy-lyase activity; hydrolase activity.